Pygocentrus nattereri (red-bellied piranha) is the source of this 10219-nucleotide messenger RNA. It is a transcript of the gene ppm1e, whose product is annotated as protein phosphatase, Mg2+/Mn2+ dependent, 1E. The transcript has 7 exons. The coding region runs from base 205 to 2076 and encodes 623 amino acids. NCBI's taxonomy places the organism in Eukaryota, Metazoa, Chordata, Actinopteri, Characiformes, Serrasalmidae. Gene Ontology annotation, molecular function: cation binding; protein serine/threonine phosphatase activity. Gene Ontology annotation, biological process: negative regulation of protein kinase activity; protein dephosphorylation. The record is from RefSeq and is a predicted model, not a curated record.
GAGUGUGUGUGUGUGGUAGAGCGAAAGAGCGAGAGUGCCGCGCGCGCUCCUGCUCAUGACUCAAAAGUAGCAGAGACUCUUCAUCCCCUGGCUCUCUCUCUCUCUCCCUCUCUCUAUCUCUCUCUGCCUCUCUUUCCCUCUCUCCCUCUCUUUCUUUCUCUUUUUCCUCUCUCUCUCCUUCUCUCUCUCCGGGAAUGAGAAGCGAUGGCCGCGUGCGGCAGCGAGGAGAAAACCUACCGGCGUUUCCUGGAGCUUUUCUUGCGGGAGAUGAGGCCUCCGCUGCCCGAGGACGGCCCUCUUCCCACCCGGCCCUUAUCGGACUCUGUGGCGGAGGAUGAAGUGGAGGGAGAGACCCUGGACCUGUGCCUGCAGCACCUCUGCAAAUAUAACUGCCCGUUCACGCUGGCCUCCGCUCUGGCUCGAGGGACGGCCGACAACAUCCUGCAGAGUGACCUCUCCGUGUAUUACCUCAACAAAAACGUUGAGGACGGCACAGAAACGCUUCCUCAGAUCGAGGCGGUGAAGCUGGCCCGGCUGGUGUUUAAUAAGCUCUGUGAAACGUGCUGUUUGUGGCUGAAAGGCAUCCCGACUCGCCGCCACGUCCAGCCGUACUACGAGACGUCCAUCCACGCCAUCAAAAACAUGCGCAGAAAGAUGGAGGACAGACACGUGGUCAUCCCGGACUUUAACGCACUCUUUAACCUUCAGGAUCAGGAGGAGCAGGCGUUUUUCGCUGUGUUUGAUGGACACGGUGGAGUCGACGCAGCCACUUUCGCAGCCAAUCACCUGCACGUCAACCUGGUGAGGCAGGAGAUGUUCAGUCAGGACCCAGGAGAGGCGCUGUGCCGCGCCUUCAAACUGACUGACGAGCGCUUCGUACAGAAAGCAUCACGAGAGAACCUGCGCUGUGGGACCACUGGGGUCGUGACCUUCCUGCGUGGCCGGACAUUGUAUGUAGCUUGGCUGGGAGACUCACAGGCCAUGCUGGUAAAGAAAGGACAACCUGUGGAGCUGAUGAAGCCCCACAAACCAGACAGAGAGGAUGAGAAGCAGCGGAUCGAGGCGCUGGGCGGCUGCGUGAUUUGGUUCGGGACGUGGAGAGUGAACGGCAGCUUGUCCGUGUCCAGAGCUAUAGGAGACUCGGAGCAUAAGCCUUACAUCUGCGGUGACGCUGACCGCAUCACGUUUCCCUUGGACGGCACAGAGGACUACCUGAUCCUAGCCUGCGACGGCUUCUACGACACAGUGAACCCUGACGAGGCGGCGCGAGUGGUCAGUGACCAUCUGCAGGAGAACAAUGGUGACACCACCAUGGUGGCCCACAAGCUGGUGGCUUCGGCCCGCGACGCCGGCUCCAGCGACAACAUCACGGUCAUCGUGGUAUUCCUCAGGGACCCGCGGGCACCUCCGCCGUCAGAGGAGCCAGAGGAGGAGGGAGAGGAACCAGGGGAGGAGCCAGUGGAGGAGGCAGAGCCGGAACAGGAGGAGGAGGAAGAAGAGGAAACUUCGCAGAGCGAGUUGGUUUGUCAGGACGGUGGAGGAGAGAACGGCGGGAAAUCUCGUGCCGGCUGGCCACUGCAGCAGUGCUCGGCUCCGGCUGAUUUGGCGUAUGAAGAUCGCAUGGAUUCGUUUACGGACAGAACCAGCCUGAGCAUCACUGGGCCAGAGCCUUUUUCAGAAAAAGGCUGCUUCCGGAUGCCUCCGGAGGCCCAAGGCCCACCAGUCAGAACCUUCUGGCCGGACUUGGGGGCGGGCGGAGGCCGGGUUCAGCGCCCCCACUUGGAAACGGAGGGUUACUGCGGGCUUAGGCACCAAAAAUGGCCUAAAUCUCAAGUCCCCUCAUUUACAAAUCCCAUGACUGGACAAUGGCUAGAGGCGGCUGCUCUGUUCCCCCAGCAGGGGAGGAGAAAGAGAAGGAUGGAAGGAGUGGUGCUGAGGAGGGAGAUGAAGAAGCGGCGGAUUUUGAUGGCUCGAGAGCUCUGCUGCCCUUCGAGCCCUCACCCUAAUGUGCCCUAUCCGCUCCGCUGCAUAGAGAGCAGGCCCGGGGUCGCCCUGCCUCGCGUAACACACGACUAAAACCGGGUCUAAACCCUAAACCUGCAUUAUACUGCUCACCCUCCGACACUAGAACACACUCAUAUCAUCCGCUAUAAGCUGAAGAACACAGUGGGCGCAAACAUAUACAUAUAUUUAUACACAUACUCGAACCACGCUGCAGAAAAUGAUGUCUUGGCAUCUUAAAUGUCAGAAAAAAUAUCUAAUAUUUUUCAUCAUGAGAUUGUUUUUGGAAUAAGAUUCAACCAAAUUGUCUUAUAUGAUGUCGUUGUCGGGGGCAAAACCUCAUAUCUCUAAAAUGAUCAAUUUACAGACGGAAAACUUUGAAAGGAAGUUUAGGUAACAGGAUUUUAUUCUAAGCCAUUUUGGAGCAUUUCUAUUGGUCCAUUCAUUAUGAAAUUUAGCACAGUGUAGAGGCCAAUAUUCAAAUUCUAAUAUAUUCUUAUAAUAUAAUACAUCUUGUAAUUUUUAUAAUGGAGUGAACCUUAUAAUUCAUAUAACUACUAAUAUAUAAUGACCUUAUAAAUACUAUAAUGAAUACAUAUUUAAAUGAUGUAUCCUCACUUUUGGGGCCUUUUAUCUCUUUUUGAAAAUGCCAGUUGGGUUUUACACUGUGAUGAGAUUUCAUCAUGAAUGCACAAACAGGAGUACCGUAUAAUGUAUCAUUAGAACAUAUUAUAAAUGUAAAUAUUAGAAGAUUCACCCUGUUGUGAGGUGUUCAGCCUACUUCUAGACAUUUCUGCUAUUUGGGGUCAUCUUAUCAAGCAUCUGCGUUUGUGGAUGGUUGUUUGAUUUAACCUACGUGAACUGAUCCGUGGUGAGAUCAUUUCACUUCAUAUCAAUAGAAAUAGGUUGAAUAAUCUUAUGUUCUCAUAAUGAAAAAUAUCAGACAUGAUAUGCCAACAUUUAAGAUGCUUUCACUUGGCCAAGAGAGCAUUUUUACAGCAGCCCCCCUUCUACUAAUGCCUAAUAUCUGCCAGCCCCCCAGAACUGUUCAUAUUCACACUGAGGGUUAAGCAGACACACCAUCUGCACCAGUUUAUGGUCUAAAAUUCACUUUUUACCAUCCUCACUCACUUCAGACUCCCCAAAGCCUGCAGUAUCAUCUAACAGGCAGUCAGAGUUGGCGGAGAGACUUCUGAGAUCGGUUUAUAUGCAGGAAUAGAAUUUUACUUCUUUAUUGUCUGUGUUGUUAGGGCUGAAUUGUCACCCCCCUUUGAGAGAGUUCUUUAGGAUCACCUCUGAAAUCUUAACCUCAGCUUAUUUCAGCUUUCAUUUCUCAGUUUCUGCGACUAUUCUGCUUGUUCUGGUUUAGCUGUGAGGCUGCUUUGUUUUUAAUUAAUUAGGUUUGAUGUACAGUUAAAGAAACGGAUUAAAGAAGUCAUUCCUGAUGGGAUGGACAACACUGACCUGAUUUGUUUGUCGUACAUGAUUGUUUUUGUAGUUUUCAAGCUUAGUUAAAGUUCUGCAGAACCUGCCCAGUCCAGAUUUCCUAGAAGAAUAAGGUUUAUCUCAGAGCUAUCAGUGCGGACUCUUCAGGUCAGAACUGUGAAUUGUCCUCUCCGGGCUCUGCCCACAAAUGUGUUUCAUAGGUGCUGUUGUGAGGUUUACAGACCCCACGUAACCUACUGAGGAACAGCAGAACAGACUGUAUCACAAUGCCUACAUUUAGAGUCGGUUAUUCAUUCAGGCUGAUGUGAUUUGAUGGUGGUUUGAUGGGCCUUUUACCUGCGUUCUGUAAAGCUUGUCUAGUUUCACAACAGUAGCUACAAAAGAGUAGGCGGAGCCUGGACAGGGCAAUUUAAAAUGGAUUUCUGCCACAUCACCCAGACUUAGACCCCAAACACUUGAAACAUGUUCCUCUUCUUUUUCUCAUUGCUACAGGCUUUUGGACUGACACUAGACACACAUUUAACAGCCACCGUUAUGUUUUUACUAUCCAGUAUAGCAAAUAUAGAUGCAGUAUGAAACCUAUUCAGAUUGUUUACAAUCUUUUAAACCAAAGAAAGAAGUACAGCGUAGUUCUACAUGCAGUAUCAGUGCAUUAUAGACAUUUUACUUCCCGUUCUCACUUUGACCUUGUUUCUUGUUUCAAAGCAUCACUAAAUCCAGACUGACUGUCUGAUUAUGAUGAGAAACAUCUCCAGGUUACUAUUGAACAGAGUACAGGACUGGUGCAGUGUUCAGAUUUGGCUUUUUCUUCAUAGCAUGAUGGUAGGGAGGAGAGGUGUUUCCCUCACGUGUCUCAGUUGGCAGUAGUUUAUUUAAAGCGGCGUAAUUCGUGCCUUCUCUGUGUGUCGCAUGCUCUGAGCCCAAGUGAUUAAUCAUCCCGUCUCUGGUCCUUCAUAACGAGGAUGCUCAAUGAGGGGAAGUGGAGAACGCAUCUCAAAUUUUUCCCACAGAAUAUACAUUUUCUUCGCAGACUUUUCUUCUAGGUUUAAAAAUAUAGAAUAUAGAAAUGCCUGUUGUUGUUUUAUGAGUAAGCGCACUAGUUUGAGCAAACUGACGUCCUCUGUUACGACUCAGACUUUAACGUUAGCCUUUCAUAGCUGCUGUCGUGACGUUGGACAGGCUUUACAGAAUUCAGGUUGGUGUUUAGGCUCACGAAUGGUGAGGUUCCAGUUUAAAAUGCUGUGCUAAUGAGCUGGACUGUGCUGUCAUAGCUAAUUUAAACUAGCUAAAUUGCUAACAGCAAAGAGAAGAUAGCAGACAUGCUAGCAUUAGCUUGAUUACACAAAAUUGCAUUGUUUGUUUUGCAGGUUCACCCAGUUUUCUCCCCAGUUUAGUCAUUGCCAUUUCACCCAGCUAGCUACGAUGCUACUAAGAUAUUUUCAAACUGCUGCUGACGCAACAUCAUCAGAGCUUAACAUGCUAACUGCUAAUUCUGUUACAUCAGCUAAAGAUGCCUGCUGAGCGAUCUUGGGGAGAGGGGGGCCAUCUACCCACCCUGACAGAAAGAGGAGCGUUAUGAGCUCUUGGAGACCCACUUACAUAUGGCUGUGGCAUCAUGAUCUCCAGAUUUAGGGCCAACACUUAGACUGUUGAAGCUUGUCCAACACCCUCGACAUUAGCUAAGAAAGAACACAUUUGUGGGCGGAGCCUGGAUAAGCCAAUCAUCAGCCUGAAAUAUCUAUAAUCAUGCUCUUCUCCCAACAUGCACAGAAAGUGUUGCCCUAUUUCCACCAUCACCAAGAAUUCACCAUAUAAAUAGAGAAUACAGCUUCAUAGAUGGACAUCACCCAAGGGUGGGCAAUAUAUGAACUACAUUACCCAUGAUUCUACUUGUAAUAUGUAGUUCUUUUCAUACAGCAGUAUAGCUGCCAACUCUGGACUGUUUUCUUUCAUCCACGUCCAGAGCAAGCGUCUGUGUAACCUCACUCAUACAGCUGCGUUUAGAUUACAGAUUCUACUGACCACCUAGGCUUCUGGAGUGCUGCUUUCAGGUCUUAUCAGAUGGUCCAUCUUCAAAGCCAUCAUUCAGAAAUCUUAAUUUUCAGCUGAUUAACUAACCUGAUCUGUUUUGAGGUCUUUCUAGCAUUUUUACCAAUUAAAACGUUUACAUAACCAUCACAGUAUCUCUGUGUAUCUCACAGUAUGUAGACCACGAUUUUUGACUUUGUGCUUAAAGUCUUUUUGUCAGACCAAAUAAUCUCGUUCCAAUGUGUGGAAACAACUAUAAUAAUAAUAAUAUAAUAAUGGCAUUUUCAGUUCAAAACGAAUGGACAGUUAGAUCGGACAUCUGAAAGUGAGGAAUGUCCUGUCCAGUUUUGUCUGCUGUGUGCAAAAGAGCCGGAUAUGACUGUUCAGGCAAAACACAAACAAAACAAACAUAAAAAAAAAAUUUAAUUUCUAACUACAUACUUCAUAUGUGGAUUAUUGUCAUGGGGGUUUGUGAAGCCCUGAGCUAGAGAAUAGUUUCUGAAAAAAAAUUGAAAUUGAAUUAAAUUGUGGAUUGCAUUUAGAAAAGUUAAGAAUAUACCACUGCUCAUUUCUAUUGCUCAAAACCACAAUAGAAAGAACUGAAGGGAUGGAAAACUAAAAUUGAAAAUUCUGUUAAAAUUGAAAACCAAAAAUUGGAAUUGAAAUGGAAAAUUCAAUUAAAAAUGAAAUGGAAUUGAAAUGGAAAUUGAAAAUUCAGUGGAGAUGUGGCACUUAGAAAAAUAAGGAACAUGCCAUUGCUCACUACAACCAUGAUUGGAAGAAUCGAAUGGAUUGAAAACUAAAAUAGAAAAUUGAAAAUUCAGGUGAAAAUUUAAAAACGAAUGAAGUUGUAAUUGAUAACUCAGUUGAAGGUUGAAUAGAAUUGGACAUUUGAAUUUAAAACAUUCUCAAUUACUUACCAUUGCCCACUAAAACCAGGUUUCAAAGUAUCAACCCAUAAACAAAGGCGAAGGAAAUAUUUUUUAUAUACUUUUCAGAAUAUGUGCCCGACAUGUUUGAUAUAUAGGUAUUAACAUAGGACACUAUUACAUCCAUUUCAUCAACUCGUGUAUAUGUUUUAAUAUAAAGGCAUAUGUGUGUAUAGUGGAGUGGUUAACACCUCUGCCUUCUGUGCUGUAGACUGGGGUUCAGUUCCCCGCUUGGGUAACCACCCUACACUAUACCUUGGGCAAGACUCCCAACACUGCCUUCGCCUCCCUGUGUAAAAUGAUCAAAUUGUAAGUCACUCUGGAUAAAGGCGUCUGCCAAAUGCGGUAAAUGUAAAUUUGUAUAUUUAAUCCAUAUGAGAAGGUUGGUACGUUGACCGCAAUUGAAAUUGUCUCCCACUUGUAACUACGAUUGAAGGGACGUUCAUGUACGACUAUCAGGUUGAUUCUGAUAUCACAUGAAGGCAGCAUCUUCAGGGCUCACUAAAAGCCAAGCCCAGGAUAAUGGCCUCAUGGUCUCAUGUCCAUCACUGCGGGCAGAUUUUUUGGCAUCUCACAGUAGACGGAUGCUAUGAUUUGGCCGGUUUGAAGCACGUCGUCUGGAGCAGAAUGUAUAUGAAGAUUGAGAAUGUACACAGAGCCCUCAUAUCCAUACUUCACUAGGAGGAUGAAGACGUUUGCCUGAACCUUUUUGGAAUGUAUCUGUACUGACGACCUCCCAUCUUCAGACACACCACAGUAGCUUCUUCAGGAAGUCUAGCGCUCUUGAUUAGGAGGACGACAGUAGCCGUUUUUCUUCUUUUCAGCAUAUCUGAGUUUUAUAUGCGUCAGAAUCAGGAUGCUACUUUGUGAUGCGUCCCAGGCCGGACUGUUGUGCUGUUUAUUAGGAUAUGAAAGGCGGUCAUCAUUCACAUUUGAAUAGGAAUGCCGAUUUCCGUUUCGUUCGGGCGGUGCUGAAGUCCAGACUGACCUGAACCGAGUGUAGUUAGGCUUAAGCUAGGCUGUUAAUGAACUAUCCUUCCGAACCCCUAUUUCCCUCAUUUACGUCUCACGGGGCACAAAUAUAUAUAUAUAAUGAAACUGUAGUAAAUUCACAUAUAUAUGUAUAUACGUAUGUUUCCGGGUGUGUGGAAUAUGUGUGUGCGUGUGUUUGCGUAACGUUUGGGGGGGGUGUAUAUGACGUCUGUCUUAUUAAUGUGAUAAUUAAGUCAUCGUUGUUAACUCAGAUAAACACAGAGCUCCUUUUAUCAUGUGGUUUUUAUCCCGUACGUUACCACUGACAAAAGUACUUGAAAACAUCUGAGCAGGACGAAACUUCUGACCACCCUCACAUACUCGUCCGAGUGGUCCGAGAAACGCCAGUGUUCCUCCGUCCCAGGGCAACCCGCUUUGGACACUUGAGACGGACGCAGUAGUUAACCACAUUUUGGCCUCAGUGGACGGACCAGCCCGCAAUGUCCUGCUCUCUUCUCCACUGAUCCCUCGCUCUCUCUCUCUCUUCCUCUCUCCUUCCCUCGCUCUCUCACCACUUUCGUGUUCAUGUACUGCUUUCCUUGCCCCCCCCCUGUAAGCAAUAAUGAACCUACACAAGCCAUGAGUGAGGAGGGACUGUCUUUCGGGUAUCCGGAGGGAAGAACUGAGGCAGAUGGGGAGAGGGAAAAAAUGGAAGAGGUACAAAGGAGUGUGUUACUGAUGGUCAUCACUGUAUUCUAUUAAAGCUGUGUGAAAAAGACAAAAACUGCUGUAUUCUCUUACAGAUGUGUAUCUAUGAUAGCCAUACGCCCCUCGCAGCCUGGCGCCUAGAACCACAGAACUGGGCCUGCUGCUGAUUUCAGGAAAAAAAAGAAGGGGGUGAUUAUCUGAGGAACAGCACUUCAGAGCUGUGGCUCUCACACUUCUCAGUGUGGAGAUGUGUCCAGAAGCCUUUCACUCUCCAGAACCUGCUCUAGACGGUGCAUUUCCUCCUCUUGCUCGAAACGACUUGGUACUGAAAGCGGCGAGAGCGAAUUGCUAAAGUGACUGUUUGCCGAGAACCGAAUUUCCACACCUUUAGUCCCUUAAAUCAAAAUUACAGUCUUUUAAAAAUGUUUUUUUCAAGGGUUCUUUAGUAAAGGGAGCCCUUUGGUUCUUCUGCAUGGUGAAAGGGUUCUUCAGGCUGAUAGAGAGUGUGUUUUAUGUGGUUCUAAAUAGCACCAAUAAAGGGUUCUGCUGCUGUUGCAAGCUUGACAUCGGAGCAGUAGAGGAGCCCUGUUUGGUGCUACAAUCCACCAUGCAAAGAAACAUUUCAGCAUGCGGAUGGUUCUGUAGAGAAGUCAUGGUUUCCACUUCAAUAAAGAACCCUUGGAGAACCAUUUAAUAGUGUAUUAUGAUGAGAAAUGGGACGUGUUUGGCGUCUGAAGUUUGCCUGGUUUAGUUUUAGCACUGGAGCUACGAGGCUAAUGUAGCUAACAGCUGUGGAAGCUUAUAAACAGUUAGCAUCACGCUAGCUGCACAUCUAAAUCAUCACAAACUCUACAAACGUGUAAUGUAACGAACCUCCUCCACAGUAGUGCCGUUAUAUAUGUCUAUAUGUUAUAACCUAUAUGUCUAUAAACAGACAAGUAGAGCAUUUGGCCUUCACAGUGGCUGCUGCUACUGUUCUAAGCUACGCUAAGAUGCUAAUCGCUGGUGUUAUGGUGGUGUUGCAGCCGAUAAACAGGCAGGAUUUUAAAGUUUGCUGAGGUGAAUGACCUUAAAUGUGGUUUCUAACUGCCCACUCUGCAGGUCAAAACACGCUCCGAGUCGUUAAGUCUACCACAGCAUUAGCUUCUGUUAGCCUGCUUAGCUAAAUUAGCCUCAUUGCUCCAAUGCAAAGCUAACUUAACUGCUGAAAAAAAAGCCAUGCAAGUCUUAGCUGGUUUAUGCUGGUUUAUACUGGUCUGGUGCUGGUUUAGUUGGUCACCCAGCACGGUCAUACUGGUUGACCAGCAUACCAGGAUCCAAACCACAACAUGUGCUGGUUUUGCUGGUGACCAGCCAUGCUGGUCUAAGCUGGUUUAUACUGGUCUGGUGCUGGUUUAGUUGGUCACCCUGCAUGGUCAUACUGGCUGACCAGCAUACCAGAACCCAAACCACAACAUGUGCUGGUUUCGCUGGGGACCAGUCUUGCUAUUCUAAGCUGGAUUAUGCUGGUUUAUUCUGGUCUGGUGCUGGUAUAGCUGGUCACCCAGCAUAGUCAUACUGGUUGACCAGCAUUCUUACACAUUUUUGACCAGCCAUGCUAAUUUUUCUAGCAGGGUUCAGACACCAAACUUGUGUUUACUGAUUAGCUACAUAUAAAGGGAUAAAUUGUCUAAAUGUGUUUUUAUGGCCAAACUUUUGCUUUAAGAUCUUUCAGGCAGCACUCCUCCUGCAAAACGUCCAGCGCUGUUGGAGCAGAGAGGACUUUCGGUUGGGAGUUUUCGGAUGGUGGUGGAAACCCCUCUGUGGCUGAGCAGACUGAGCACCGUUAUCUUUGUCUGAUUGCCUUUAGAACGUAUACAAGGAAAAGCAACCCUCACCCUGUCGUUCUGUAUUUAGGAGUUUUUACUUUUCACACUCAGUUGAUGAACGAUUCCCCCAGCGCUGCCUUCUUUUCCUGUUAAAGGAAAUCCCUCUCUCACCCUCAGCGUCCGCCAGGUCCUCCUCUUACCCCUCCUUAGCUGCAGAUUAGCUCACAGUAAAAUAGUGAAAACUGUAUGUGUAUCUUAUGUGGUACUGUAGUAUUAUAAAUAUGUAUAUCUAUAACUGGUGACUAUCAUGUAUAAAGUGUAUAAGAA